UGGUGCGUGCGCCGGACGCAGAAGAAAACCACCAUGUCUUCUUGCCGAGUGGGGCUCCGUUUGGCUGCCUGUUUAUUAAACAUUUCAGAAGCCAGAAAAAAGUACAUUGUUGAGAACAUAGCGAAAGCUGCUCUUCUUGAAAGAAAUGGACAGAGACAUCCUGAAGUAUCAGUGCUCAAUAUAUUUUCUGAUCCGGAGUAUAAUAGAUCAGUUAUUACAAUAGCAGCUUCUAUUGAGGAGAUAGGCAAUUCUGUUCUGGCUGCCUGCUUGGAAGCCUUCCAGUCUAUCGAUAUGGAGGUUCAGGAGGGGAUCCAUCCUUGCCUGGGAGCAGUGGACCUGAUUCCCAUUUACCCUCUCUCUGGUGUCGGAGUGGAAGAGUGUGGUGCUGUGGCCAGAAGCCUCGCUGAGAAUCUGGUCCUGAGUAUUCCUGGCUGCAGUGUGUUUCUCUUUGGUGAGGCUGACCUGCCCGAGAAGCGCCCCCUUGUCCAGAGAAGGAAGCAGCUGGGCUGGUUCACAAGGAGGGAUUUCAGCGCUCUGAAACCUGACCUGGGAGCUGCACCUGCCAGAAGAUGUGGUUUGACAGGCAUCGGCGCUAGCCCGUACGUGAUGAACUGCAAUGUUACCAUAGAUUCUCAAGACUUGGCUCUGGGAAAAGAAAUUGCUAGUGCCAUUCGGGGCUCAAACAUGAAUGGACUGAAGGGCGUCCAAACGAUGGCUUUUCCUCAUGAAGGGAAAAUUGAGAUAGCUUGCAACGUAGAGAGCUUUGAAGAUCAAGAAGUUACAGAAACCUCCGAGGGCUCUCAAUACAUGGCUUACAAUGUCCUUGGGGACCAUUUUUAUUAUGUAUCUCCUCAUUACAUAGAAGCUCAAGUUAAAAAAUUGGCAAGUGAUCGAGGAAUCGGUACGAUAGGAAGAGCAUUAAUUGGAUUUACACCCCAAGAGUGCAAGAGCUGUGCUGAGUAUGCAAUCAAAGAAAGCAUUGGGGAGUUCUGGAAGAUACGUGGAGGUGUUUUCAUGUGAUCCAAUCUGAGGUUUCAUUGAAAUUGUAAGAAAAAAAUAUCAGCCAUUGCAAACUUUUCUUAUUGGCCUGUGAAGACAAGGAGAAGAUCCAAGAGCUUGGUUCCAGGUGUGAAUUGGAAGACUAGAAGCAUUCUCUGUCCAACGACAGCAACAGGUGUUUAUAGGUUGUAAUUGCUUUAUGAUAUUUCUAGUCAUCAUUGAAACUUUGUGAAAUCUUCCUCUGUAUCAAGUUCAUGCACUUGGCUGUACUAGAAGCCCCCCUGAAUGAGCUGGACAAAAUGGCCAUCGUUACUGAAUCAUCUUUGAUUAUUGUGAACUCAACUAAAAACAGACUUCGUUUGUUUGGUGUUCCUCAGCUCUUUAUUCCAGAGUCCUGUAUCCAAUUCUCAUUUUUUGAGUCAUCAUUUUUUUUAAUGUGUACUUUUAAAAAUCAAGUACUACGUAACUAAAAAAUGGGGAGAAUUAUAAACUAAAAUUAUCAAAUAAAAGACUAAUCAUAUUCUUUUA
Odocoileus virginianus texanus is the source of this 1527-nucleotide messenger RNA. The record is from RefSeq and is a predicted model, not a curated record. Lineage: Eukaryota; Metazoa; Chordata; Mammalia; Artiodactyla; Cervidae.